AUGGUCAUUCACGACUCUGGCUUCACCCAUUAUUGGCUCCGCCGUCCCCAGCACAACGGCUCCCAUCCGGAGCUCCACUCGGCGGCUGUCGUUACCAGAGUGCAAUCCACACUCACAUGUUUUGUCCUACUCGAUCCCCAUGUCCAUCUUUACUCUGGUCCAAUCUCGUCGACGUCUACUCACCCUGAUCUCACCCUCUUACACGCCGAGCACGAUCCACUACAACACCCACGCCGUGUUGCCCCCCCUCAUCCGGCAUUCGAGGCCUCCUCAUUUGUCCACGUACAGGACGAGCCUGCCCGUCAUGCCGAAAGCUUCACCACCGUCGCACGCCCCAAGCUUCAGCUUGUAUUCACCGAUGUGGACGACAGAUACGAACCCAUGUCUCUGCUCGGUACCCGGCUCUAUGAGAACCGGGUUCCCAUUGACGGCCUAGUCAACCCCCACCCGGAGCUUACAAGUCCUAUCACCAUGUCCAGGUACCGUCUCUCGUACCUGGCAGCUAGCCUGAGCUAUCGGAAUCCGGACUCAGCUACAGGCGCUCGAUACCUCCUUUUGGAACAUGGUCCCGGCCUUGGGGCAGCCCCUACGUGGCCGCCCCCCGACUAG
This is a messenger RNA of Fusarium vanettenii 77-13-4, 609 nucleotides long. RefSeq lists its product as uncharacterized. The transcript has 2 exons. The record is from RefSeq and is a predicted model, not a curated record. NCBI's taxonomy places the organism in Eukaryota, Fungi, Ascomycota, Sordariomycetes, Hypocreales, Nectriaceae. The coding region runs from base 1 to 609 and encodes 202 amino acids.